AUAGCCACGUGAAUCACUAAAAAUUUUCACCACUUUUCAUUCGUAGCUCGCAGGUGUUGAAAAAAAAAAAAAUUGUUUCGUUCAAUUUAAGAAAAACUCUUCUUUACAUCAUCGUUCAAUAUUUUUAAUGUAACAUAUUCUUUGCGUUACACUUGCACAGGUCGAUGUCAUUAUUUUUCUCUUCUCUCGAACAAAUCAUUAUCGUUGCUAUUCCGUGCUGAGUUUUUUCGAUUUUAUUAAAUAAUUCAUAAAAACUAAAAGAUAAAAAAAAUAAGUGAAUAAAAAAGUUAAAAUAUCUAAACUCGUUAAAGUUGAAAAAUGUUAAAUCUAUCAGGAUGGAGAUUACUUUCACUAGUAGCUAUUUUAUUAUUACAUAUUCUGAGUUUAUGUGAUGGAUUGCAAUUAAGUGCUUUUACAACUAAGACUCCCAGGGUCACUAAAUACACAACAAAGUCUCCUGCAGCAUCGAGUGCUUCGACAACUUCAUUGUACAGAUUUAAUGCAACCAAUGGAGUCACUUGUAUUCUUAUUAGCACAGACGGCCUUAUAAGCAUUAAAUAUCGAAAUAAAUUAAACGAGGAUGUGGAAGCAGACCUUUAUUUGCCUGAUAAUCCAGUUCUAUCGGGCGAAUGUGUUGAAUCAAAUUCGGAGCUAUUCACGAUGACUUUUAAAGGAUUCACAUUGAGUAUAAUCUUUAAAAAGACAUCUGGUGGUGAACGUUGGUACAUAAACCAUGUCGAACUCUCCUAUUCCUCAUCAAAUCCACUCUUCGAACAUAUCGAUCGACCAAAUUUAGAUGUCAGACUUAAUUCACCAGCCAGAACUCCAAUGUAUUUCCCAACACCAGUUGGCAAAUCUUAUGUAUGUGAUAAAGAACAAACUAUAAUAAUGUAUGCUCCACUUGAAUCUGGCGAUAAAUCUGGACACAUAGCUAAAUUAUAUCUGAGAGAGUUGCGAAUGCAAAGUUUCAUGUUUAAAGAUAGUGGCAAAUGGGGUCCAUCAUUUCAUUGCAGCGCAACAGGUUCGUAUCGUGAUGAAACAAUGCCAUUAGCUGUUGGUACGGCUUUGGCUAUAUCAGUUUUAUUAACAAUUGCUGCCUAUGGUGGAUGGAGAUAUUUCAAAAUUAAGAAAGUUCAAUAUGGAACAAUGGAGUAAAAGCACAACAAUAUUAGUACAGGACUAUAAAUUGUCCCAAAUAGUAGCAAAUAAUAUUUUUUUGUUUUUUAUUUAAUUAAGCUUUACACACAAGAAAAAUCAAAGGUCACAAUUUUUAAAAAUCGACAGCACUUCAAGGAAAAACAAAAAAAAAAAUCAAAUCUGCGUUUAGAUCUUGAAUACAAAAUUUUUAUUUUUAUUUUUGGAAGAAAAAUAUUUUUUUUUUAUCUAACUUGUUAAAAAUGCACAAUUUUCGUUAUUUAAAAAAUUUUAUUUUUAAGUCAUUUUAAAUUACCUACCAAAGUUAAAAAAAAGUUGAACUUUGGUAAAAAAAAAUUAUGAUGAGCGCCACACAAAAAAAAACCUUUACGAAGUUUUUGGUUUUUUAUUUUUAAACUAGUUCUUAGUUGCAAUUUUUAUUU
Messenger RNA from Episyrphus balteatus (marmalade hoverfly), 1577 nucleotides. RefSeq names its product lysosome-associated membrane glycoprotein 5. Gene Ontology annotation, cellular component: membrane. The coding region runs from base 319 to 1155 and encodes 278 amino acids. Lineage: Eukaryota; Metazoa; Arthropoda; Insecta; Diptera; Syrphidae. The transcript is spliced from 5 exons. The record is from RefSeq and is a predicted model, not a curated record.